Pistacia vera is the source of this 3106-nucleotide messenger RNA. RefSeq names its product probable RNA helicase SDE3. Lineage: Eukaryota; Viridiplantae; Streptophyta; Magnoliopsida; Sapindales; Anacardiaceae. Bases 310 to 2952 code for a protein of 880 amino acids. The record is from RefSeq and is a predicted model, not a curated record. Gene Ontology annotation, molecular function: RNA binding; 5'-3' RNA helicase activity. The transcript has 5 exons.
GUAAAGCAAGUUCAGUGUUUUCUUUAGUCUUCUACUGUCCUUUGCAAUUUGAGAGCAAGAGCAAAAGACUGGUCAAGUCCUUUUAAAAGCAAAUACAUAAUUAAAAUAUUCAUUUUCAUUUUCACUUUCACUGUCUUCUGCUUUCUUUUUGAAACUUUGAAGUUCUCUCUGUAUAUAAUAUGCUGAGAUUACUCAACUGGGUUCUCUUAGUUUCAUCUCUAUCUCAUUAAAGUUUUCAAAUUUCCACUGUCCCUUUCCGUUUUGAAGGUUUUCAGUAGGGGGAUUUGUUUUAUUCAUAUCAGCUUAAUCAUGAGCAAAGAAAUUAGAGAUAGUUGGGAUGAUGAAUGCUCUGUUAUAGGAGAUAAAGGAGAGAUUGGGUUUAUUGAUUUUGAGGAUGAUCAGUCUGUCUUAAGUUAUGACCCAAACGGAGAGGGUCCAGUUAUUAUAUCCAUUCCAUUUCCAUUUCUUCAAGGGAAACCUCAAUCUGUUUUUGUAGGAGAAACUUCAAAGUGUUCAAUAACUAUAAAGAACUCUACUAGUGACCCAAUGGACAUUUGGGGAAUUAAAAUAUUCUGCUCAAAUCCUGCGGACUCUUUUACAUUAUCUCUUAUGGAACCCAACUCAAAAUCAGAAAAUAUUCAAGGCUUCUUGGAAGGAUUUUCUAUCGAGGACAGAGUGCUUCAACCUCUCCAGACUUUAACGAUUUGGUUAUCUUGCAAACCUAAGGACAUGGGUUUGCACACAACUGUGGUGCACUUUGAUAUAGGAGAUGAUAGAAUUGAACGUGUGGUAUUUCUAUUGGCAGAAGACAAAGUCUCUCAGUCUCUAGCUUCUAACAAGCCAUAUAGAAGACAGCCUAGAAAAAAGAAUUUUGCUGUUGAUGAAUAUGUUGUCUCCUCACGUCCAGCUAGGACAACAAAUCAAGGUUUCAAGUCUAGGCUCCGAGAAUAUCCAAUCCCAAAGGAUGUUCGAGAGUUGCUGAUGAAUAAGCAACUCCCUGAAGUUGUAGCUCAAGGUUUAGCGAGGAAUAACUAUGCUGCUUUCUUCAGUACAUUGCUUAUCAUGGAAGAGCUACGUUUGGAGGAAGAUAUGCGGUCCUAUAAUUUGGAAUGUGUCAGAAUGAGGAGAAAAGGGGCUCAAUCCCUGGCUCUUGAAGUCCCUGGGUUGGCUGAGAAGAGGCCUUCACUUGUACAUGGAGAUCAUGUUUUUGUGAAGCUUUCUGCUGGCAGCUCAGGUGAUAAUAAUGUGUAUAAGGGUCACAUCUACCAUGUUGAGGCCGAUGAAGUGCUUCUGAAUUUUGCGAAAGAAUUCCAUGCUAGUCACAAAAAUGAGAAUUUAUAUGAUGUCAGAUUCUCAUAUAAUAGGGUAGGCAUGAGGAGGUUGUAUCAAGCUGUUGAAGCUGCAGAAAAUUUAGAAUCUGUUCUUCUAUUUCCAUCACAAUCAACCAAAAGGAGAUUGGUUAAAACAAAUCCUUUUAUGCCAUUUACAAUUCUAAAUGAGGAGCAGAUGUGUUCCGUUGAAAUAAUCCUUGGUUGCAAAGGUGCUCCUCCGUAUGUGAUUUAUGGGCCUCCUGGUACGGGUAAAACUAUGACUUUAGUGGAAGCAAUCUUGCAAGUUUAUGCCACAAGAAAGAAUGGUCGGAUUCUUAUUUGUGCUGCUUCAAACAGUGCUGCAGAUCACAUAUUAGAGAGACUCGUUGGUAAUCAGGUGGUUAAAGUGAAAGAGACUGAGAUAUUUCGGCUUAAUGCUACUAGCCGUGCUUAUGGGGAUGUUUCCCCCGACUAUAUUCGCUUUUGCUAUUUUCAGGAUUCCAUUUUCAAAUGUCCUCCACUUCAGGCCUUGAGCCGUUAUAGGAUCAUCAUAUCUACCUAUAUGAGUUCAGCUCUACUUAAUGCAGAAGGUAUUAAGCGUGGCCAUUUUUCUCAUAUCUUCUUAGAUGAGGCUGGCCAAGCUUCAGAGCCAGAAAGCAUGAUUCCCAUAGCCAACCUUUGUCGUAGAGAAACUGUAGUUGUUCUUGCAGGAGAUCCAAAGCAACUGGGUCCUGUUAUAUUUUCAAAAGAUGCCGAGGUUUUUGGAUUAGGAAAAUCUUAUCUUCAAAGGCUAUUUGAGUGUGAAUUUUACCAUAAUGAAGAUGAAGGUUAUGUAACAAAGUUGGUGAGAAAUUAUCGGUGUCAUCCGGCAAUUCUAGACCUCCCUUCAAAGCUUUUCUACAAAGGAGACUUACUUGCAUGUAAAGAAGAUACCUCUUCCUCCAUUAGUGCUGAGGUGGAUUUCCUUCCUAACAAAGAAUUUCCUAUUCUGUUCUUUGGCAUUCAAGGCUGUGAUGAAAGAGAAGGCAAUAAUCCGUCAUGGUUUAACAGAUUUGAGGCAAGCAAGGUUGUUGAUAUCAUCAAUAAGCUGAGAGAAAGUACUGAUCUCAAUGAGGCAGAUAUUGGGGUUAUAACACCUUAUCGCCAGCAGGUCCUCAAGAUCAGAAAAGUACUUGAAGCUUGGGACAUGCCUGAUGUUAAGGUUGGGAGUGUUGAGCAAUUUCAGGGACAAGAGAAAGAGGUUAUUAUUGUAUCGACUGUCAGGUCAACAGUCAAACACAACCAGUUUGACAGAACUUACUGCCUAGGAUUUCUUAGCAAUCCAAAGAGAUUCAAUGUUGCAAUUACCCGUGCCAAAUCAUUGCUUAUUAUUGUUGGGAACCCACACAUAGUCUGUCAGGAUCGUUACUGGGACAAGCUUUUAUGGUAUUGUUGUGACAAUAACUCAUACCAAGGCUGUCCUCUCCCCGAAAGACCAGACCAUGCAGAUGAAAUGCUGAAUCCAGAAAUGAACUCAAGUAAUGAAUUUGAGAGUCCACACUCAAAAGUAGGGGCAUGGGGCCAACCAUUUCAAGGAGAAGACAUUCCAGAAAUUCCACAACCUGUUACUGAUGAAGCUGAGUGGUCGGACGGCUGGAAGUAAAAUUUCCCAACUUGUUACUACAUGGAUUUUCCUUUUUUUUCUUUUUUUCUUUUUUUCUUUUUUUUGUCAUGUCUGGAUGAUUGCGUCUUUAGAGUUUUGAUUUACAUAUAACUACAUGGAAACUUGAUGGUGAAUACAAAAUGUAUUAAUGGUA